GACAACCCAGUCUGCCCAGUGAUGGAAAGUUAGAAACUGGAAAUGUACCUGGAUGCCACCCUGAGUCAGCCCAAACCGAAGCAUCUCUACAAAACACCUAGAUGUGAACAAACUGCCGUCCUCUGACAAAAAUAUUCCGUCUGAGAAUUUCUGACCAGCUGCGGCGCGGCUCCUGGGCUGGAAGAAAGGCGAGCAGAACGGGCAGGAGGAGAAAUGGUGCGAGAAGGCGGUGAAGAGCCUGGUGAAGAAGCUGAAGAAGACGGGGCAGCUGGACGAGCUGGAGAAGGCGAUCACCACGCAGAACAUCAACACCAAGUGCAUCACCAUCCCCAGGUCCCUGGAUGGAAGGCUGCAGGUGUCCCACAGGAAGGGGCUCCCCCACGUCAUCUACUGCCGCCUGUGGCGCUGGCCCGACCUGCACAGCCACCACGAGCUGCGCGCCAUGGAGAUGUGCGAGUUCGCCUUCAACAUGAAGAAGGACGAGGUCUGCGUCAACCCCUACCACUACCAGAGAGUGGAGACCCCAGUGCUGCCCCCGGUGCUGGUGCCGCGGCACACGGAGAUCCCGGCCGAGUUCCCGCCCCUGGAUGACUACAGCCACUCCAUCCCAGAGAACACUAACUUCCCUGCAGGUAUCGAGCCCCAGAGCAACUACAUUCCAGAGACCCCUCCUCCAGGCUACCUGAGUGAGGAUGGAGAAACCAGUGACCACCAGAUGAACCCCAGCAUGGAUGCAGGUUCUCCAAACCUAUCACCAAACCCCAUGUCUCCAGCACACAACAACCUGGACCUGCAGCCCGUCACCUACUGCGAGCCGGCCUUCUGGUGCUCCAUCUCCUACUACGAGCUCAACCAGAGGGUGGGGGAGACCUUCCACGCCUCGCAGCCCUCCAUGACCGUGGACGGCUUCACCGACCCCUCCAACUCGGAGCGCUUCUGCCUGGGGCUGCUGUCCAACGUCAACCGCAACGCGGCCGUGGAGCUCACCCGGCGCCACAUCGGCCGCGGCGUGAGGCUGUACUACAUCGGCGGGGAGGUGUUCGCCGAGUGCCUCAGCGACAGCGCCAUCUUCGUGCAGUCGCCGAACUGCAACCAGCGCUACGGCUGGCACCCGGCCACGGUGUGCAAGAUCCCGCCAGGCUGUAACCUGAAGAUCUUCAACAACCAGGAGUUCGCGGCGCUGCUGGCGCAGUCGGUGAACCAGGGCUUCGAGGCCGUGUACCAGCUGACGCGCAUGUGCACCAUCCGCAUGAGCUUCGUCAAGGGCUGGGGCGCCGAGUACAGGAGGCAGACGGUGACCAGCACUCCCUGCUGGAUCGAGCUGCACCUCAACGGGCCCCUGCAGUGGCUGGACAAGGUCCUGACACAGAUGGGCUCCCCCAGCAUCCGCUGCUCCAGCGUCUCCUAAGGAACCCCUGGGGCCCUGGGGAACGAGGACUGCAAGCCCUUAGCAAAGGCUUAGUAAACAACUCCCCAGUUACUCAAGCGAUGAGGAAAAAAAUCUGCUUCAAAAACAAACAGAAGUGGGUUUUCUUUGUUUUGUUGUUGUUUUUAAAUACCCAUUUAAGCCACUUCCACUGAAACUGUCGGCACUUUGGUCGGGCUGCAGUUGGAAUUUGGAGCUGGAGUUGGUGAGGAUGAAGAGCUGGAUGUUGUUUCAGUGGAGAGCAGGCACUGCUCACCUACCCCCAGGCUGUGUGUGGCACAGGAGCCAUCCCAGCUGCCAGGAAACUUCCCCUUGCCUCACACUGCUCCAGGCUCUGCAGCAUCCCAGGAACACCAGAGCCUGAGGGCUCCAGGGUGGGAACACCAGAGCCUGAGGGCUCCAGGAUGGGAACACCAGAGCCUGUGGGACUCUGGGAUGGGAACACCGGAGCCUGAGGGCUCCAGGAUGGGAACACCAGAGCCUGAGGGCUCCAGGAUGGGAACACCAGAGCCUGAGGGCUCCAGGAUGGGAACACCAGAGCCUGAGGGCUCCAGGAUGGGAACACCGGAGCCUGUGGGACUCUGGGAUGGCUCCUGCUCUUGAAUUCCUUCCCCACCCACCUGGUCCACACCGGUACUGCAGCAGCAGCGGGAAGGAGGCAUUUCAAACACCCAGAAGAAGGAAUUCCCCAGGAAUGUUCCGAAAAGGAAGGAAUUUCCCCCCCUGGACUUGCAGCAAGCAGGCAGAGCCUUGCCUGGUGCCCAGGGACGAUGCCCCCAAGGAUCAGCCUGGAUUCACUGGAGCCAAAGCCCACCCGGGGGCUCUCUGUGGUGUUGCUGCAGCGAUGUCUGACUGGAGCUGCUCCCAGAGGGAGGAUUGUCCCUGGGGAGCCGUGCCUGGAGCAUCAGGCCCAUUCUGUGCAGUGUGUCUGCAUUCACCCAGCAGCUCUGGGCUCUGCUUUCCCAGUCUGUGCCUCUGCAGAGCCCGAGGGGCUCCUGCCCAGGGGGAGCAGGGCUGGAGUGUCCAGGCCUGGCUGUGGAGCAGCCCUGGAGGGGGAGCCCGAGCUGUCACGUGCAGCAGCCAGGACAUCUCAGACACCACCAGCCCUCUGUGCUGUGGGAAACUGUUCCAGCUGAUGAAAGUGCUCUAAGAUGUGUUUUUGCCUGGAGGAAUUGGGACAGUGUGUAUUUACUUGUAUUAUAAAAUGUUCAUUUUAAACAUACAUGCUCCAGACUGUUUAAUAUUUUUUAUCCCUGCAGCAACUGUCGUGGCAAACAAUUUCCACAACUGGAAAAAACCCUUAGCACUUGUUUUUAUGGUUCACAUUUGCCAAAUAAGUCUCAUAACUUUGUCAGUGCUGUCCAAUUAUCUGUUUCUUUAUAUCUGCAGUGAAUAUCUUAUGCAUUUGUGCCAAAAUAUUAGAGGGGGAGGGGAGAAAGUGAUAAUCAGUUUCCUAUGGAAAUCUUUUUUUUUCUUGUUUUUUUAUCUAUGAAAGACAAACAAGCUGGCUGUGGGAAGGACUGACUGGGAUGGACUUGAGGAUGGUUUUGAUAAAGCUUUAGUCCUGCAAACUUCUGUGGGAGUGCCCUGAUCCACGGGGGGAGCUGACUGGAUCAAACACCAGCAGGAAUUUCCACGCUCCUCCCUUGCCAAGGCUCCUUCUCAGAGACCUCUGCCAGCCUCUCCUGCUUUGGCACAGCCUGGCACUGCUGGAGUGAGGGGACCCAGUGCCACCAGGGCAGGUCCCAGCAGAUGGAGGGAUGUUUGGGAGCUCCCUUCCAGAGACAGGAACUGCCUUGUUACACAUCUGCAAUGCGAGGAGGACUCUGAUGGUGGAUGUGCUCCUGUCACAGGACUCUGGGAUCUCCUCUGCCUGAAUCUGGACUGCAGCUGUUGGCUGCAGCACAGCACAAGCAGCACUGGAGGCUUUUGGAUGUUUGUUAAAUUCUGCAGUGUGUCUGAUCUGAGUUACAGGUCUGCCUGCACAGACUGGGGCAAGAAGAGAUCUGUAUAAAAUGGGAAUUUUUGGGCCUUUUACAAAGCAGGUCUGUUGUCACCAUGGAUUGGUUCAGAUACAGGUUUCUAACAUAGCUGUAAAGAAAAGUUUAUCCUGAAUUUUGUAGAAAUAUUUGACUUUUGGCUGUUUAAAUGAGAGGGGGAAAAAUGUGCUCUGUAAAAUGGCUCUGGGUUUCCUCCAUGAGUGUCUGAUUUGCUUAUUUUGGUGACAAAUGUUGUUGUUGUUUUUCUCAUAAUGACAGAGGAAAUUGGACUUGGGUGCCUCCUGCAUUAACCACAAAACGCCCUCUGAAAUCCCAGAGGGAUUACAGGUGAUGGUGUGAGCAGGAGCCCAGCCUGAUCCUGAGGGCACAAGUGGGAAUAAAUCCCAAUUUAAUAUGAAAUCUGCACACGGAGUCACCUCCUCAGCCACCCUGGAUUUCCGCUGGGAACCACAGCUACAGCCCCUUGCUAAAGGAUAAUUAAUUGCUGACCAAUAUUAAUUGAGGCCUUUUGAAACCCAGGAUUCAGAUGAUGCAUAAAAACUUUGCUUAAUCUCCCCUCAUCAUCUCUUAAGUGAAAUGACUUCCAGUGGAAAAUGUGAGCUGGCCCAGCAGUGCAGUGAGAUAAAGGGGAGAUUAUCUCCACUCCAGCAUUAAUUUCCUCUCCCCUUUGUUUGCUGCUCCCUGAUUCACGAGAGCUCUGUGGGUUCUGGAGUCCCCUUGGGGAGCCCAGCAGGGCCCUGGGCAGGGCUGGGGCUGAGCCAGGGAUGCCCACGCUGCCCUGGAUGCCCACGGUGCUGCAGGUGAGGUGAAUUCCUGUUCCCGUGGCCAGGGAGCAGCGAUUGGGCUGGCACUGCUGGGGGCAGCCCAGGCUUUGUUUGAUUUCUCCUAGAACUGAUUGAAGCAGCUUUGGUGUGGAGCUCAGAGGGAUGGGAGCAGCCUGCCCUGGCUCAGCUUGCAGCUCCAGGCUGGAACUUGCUCUCAUUUCAUGGCAGGCUGGGCUCGUUUCUCCAGGAUUUCACCCGGGUUUGUUCCUCCAGAGUCAGCAGCAGCAGGACCUUUGGCUCUUCCCUUGGUGUGGCUGCAGAGCACAGGACACCCUGUGCUUUCCCAGGCUCUGGUGGUCUGUUUAUUGUUAAUGUAUUGAAUGCAGGUUGUAUUUUGUGUUAAGCUUGUCUUAGGAGUAAUCCAGUGCUGCCCAUUUGACUUAAUCUCCAGCAAUCAGUGUGCAGAUGCACAAAGAAGGAGAAAUCCCAUGGUAAGGCAUUUCCCCGGAGCUCUGGCUGCCCCUGGGUGUCAGGAAAAGGCUGAGGGAGCCCUGAGUUACUCACAGUUUCCUCCCCCUUGCAUCAGCGUGGUUGAACCCUGCAGGAUCCUCUGUAGGUGAGGGAUGUUCAGUGGUGGCUCCUGUGCCUUGAGCUGCUUCCCGACUGGAAAAGCAGGAAAGCCCAGCCCAGGAAGGGCUUCAGCCGCAUGCACAGCACCCAGAGCUCUGAGGGUCCCUGAGGGGCAGCAGGAUGGAGUUCCAUGGCUCUGCUAAGCUGGGGUGAGAACCAGCCCCUCUCUGCUGGUGGCCUGAGAGGUGUGCUUGAGAAAUUCAAUGUUUUUUACUAUGUGCCUGCUUUUGUAUUUAUGUGUCUGUCUCGAAUAUUCAGAUGAAUCCAGUAUUUAAUUUUUAGCAGAAGGGGCAAUUAAGGACUCAGAGUAUUACAUCUUGCAUCUGCUCUUUGCUGAUGAUUGCUGGAAAUGAGGAGUUUGUGAUGUGAGACCAGAGCUGAGCACAAACUCCCCGAGCCCUCGGUAGCCGCGGUGCUGCUGCUGCACCAAGUCGGGGUCUCAGAAGGGCCCUUGGGGCUUGAUGGGGCUUUAAAAACCAAACCUGGUUCUCCAGAGCUGCUUGGGUCACCCUCUGCCCCUUCUGGAGCUGCCUGGGUCACCCUCUGCCCCUCAGCCCUGCCUGGGUCACCCUCUGCCCCCCCAGCCCUGCCUGGGUCACCCUCUGCCC
Molecule: messenger RNA, 5428 nt
Organism: Zonotrichia leucophrys gambelii
Lineage: Eukaryota; Metazoa; Chordata; Aves; Passeriformes; Passerellidae
Gene: SMAD3
Product: SMAD family member 3
Exons: 10
Coding region: 443-1408 (321 amino acids)
Biological process (GO): positive regulation of transcription by RNA polymerase II; activin receptor signaling pathway; anatomical structure morphogenesis
Cellular component (GO): heteromeric SMAD protein complex
Molecular function (GO): RNA polymerase II cis-regulatory region sequence-specific DNA binding; I-SMAD binding; DNA-binding transcription factor activity, RNA polymerase II-specific
Source: RefSeq, a predicted model, not a curated record